AUGUCUAUGGACCAGGAUGGGACCGAGGCAGCCAUUUCCACAAAAGCCUACACCGAUGGCCUCGUCGACAAGCUUGCCCAGAAGCUGCUAAUGUAUAUGAUCCCAAAACUUGCAGAAUCCAACCCAACCCGUCAUUACCGAGAGCCAUCCACUGAAGCGGAGCGCACACUUCAGCUUCUUUGGGCAACAACUCUUAGUAUCUCACCUGGAACUAUCAGCGCUUCCGAUAGCUCUCUUAAAUUAGAAGGUGACUCGAUCUCGGCGAUGCAGCUGGUCAGUCUCGCCGGUGGCCAAGGGAAGCUGUGCUUCAUUUUGGCAGACGUGUUCAGACAUUCACGGUUAGAAGAGCUCACCCAGGUUAUCUGCUCGAUUCAUGAGAAAAACGAAGUCAUUAUGCCGUUCUCUUUACCGAGAGAAGGUAAGGGCGAAAUUUGGGAGCUUGCGGCAAAGCGCUGCGGUGUAAUCUCAGAAUAA
Penicillium brasilianum is the source of this 474-nucleotide messenger RNA. NCBI's taxonomy places the organism in Eukaryota, Fungi, Ascomycota, Eurotiomycetes, Eurotiales, Aspergillaceae. The record is from the annotation of a GenBank genome assembly.